Diprion similis is the source of this 1460-nucleotide messenger RNA. It is a transcript of the gene Rae1, whose product is annotated as protein Rae1. Gene Ontology annotation, cellular component: nuclear pore. Gene Ontology annotation, molecular function: ubiquitin binding; RNA binding. NCBI's taxonomy places the organism in Eukaryota, Metazoa, Arthropoda, Insecta, Hymenoptera, Diprionidae. Gene Ontology annotation, biological process: RNA export from nucleus; transcription-dependent tethering of RNA polymerase II gene DNA at nuclear periphery. The transcript has 7 exons. Bases 172 to 1239 code for a protein of 355 amino acids. The record is from RefSeq and is a predicted model, not a curated record.
GCACUGAACCAUUUACCGAUUCAACUGUGCUGCCGACGUUUUUUUGAUUUCUUUGGUUUUAAACAAGUUGUACAAGUUUAUUAAUGAUAGAUGCGUAAUUUUCAACGAAUAAUUUCGUAUUAAAACGAUUGCAUUGAAGUUUUAUUCCAUAUUUAACCUUGGACAUCGAAGAUGUUCAAUCAAACCAGGGCUCUAGGAGGUGGUGGCACAGCCCUAUAUCCAAUGAAAGAUUUUGAGGUCGUUUCACCGCCCGACGAUUCGAUUUCGAGUCUAGCAUUCAGUCCUGCGACAAUUCCUCAAAAUUUUCUGGUGGCUGGUUCAUGGGACUGCAAUGUCAGAUGCUGGGAGGUCGAACAGUCUGGCAAAACGGUUCCUAAAUCCAUGCAGACAAUGGCGGGACCUGUCCUUGAUGUCUGCUGGAGCGAUGACGGCACGAAAGUCUUUAUGGCCGCGUGCGACAAAAUGGCGAAGUGCUGGGACCUUGGUUCUAAUCAAUGUAUUCAAGUCGCAGCUCACGAUGCUCCUAUCAAGACUUGCCACUGGAUAAAAGGCUCUAAUUACAGUUGCCUUAUGACUGGUUCAUGGGACAAAACUCUCAAGUUUUGGGAUACUCGAAGUCCCAAGCCAAUGAUGACCAUCAACCUGCCUGAGAGGUGUUAUUGUGCCGAUGUGGAUUAUCCGAUGGCUGUUGUUGGAACUGCAGGCCGAGGCCUAAUUGUUUAUCAACUUGAGGGAACGCCGCAUGAAUAUAAGCGGAUCGAAUCACCACUAAAGUAUCAACAUCGAUGCCUGGCAAUAUUUAGAGAUAAGAAAAAAGUGCCAACUGGAUAUGCUCUCGGCAGUGUUGAAGGCCGUGUGGCUAUCCAAUACGUAAAUCCUGUCAAUCCGAAGGACAAUUUCACUUUCAAAUGUCACAGAUCUAAUGGAGCUCCUAGUGGCUUUCAAGAUAUCUACGCGGUAAAUGAUAUAGCAUUCCAUCCGGUCCAUGGCACAUUGGCUACAGUUGGUAGUGAUGGAACUUUUAGUUUUUGGGAUAAAGAUGCACGGACCAAGUUAAAGCCUUCAGAACCAAUGGAACAAGCUAUCACGCGAUGUUGCUUUAACCAUAAUGGUCAAAUCUUUGCCUAUGCUGUUUCUUACGAUUGGGCUAAGGGUCACGAGUUCUAUAAUCCGAUGAAGAAAAAUCACAUCUUCCUCAGGUCAUGCUACGAUGAGCUUAAGCCAAGGAUCACUUCCUGAUUAAGAUGAAGAAUCAAGUAACAUUAUACACAUUGCUGUCUCUAACUUACAGCAUAUUCACAUCGUUUGAAGAUGCUGCUGUUCCACAUGUAACAAGUAUUAUCAAUAAGUUUUAUAUGUAUACCAUUUACUAGUUAUUUUCAUACAGUUUUAAUAUUAAUUUCAAUUGUCACCACUGCAAAGACGAAGAGGCUUUGACAUGUCAUGAAUAAAUUACACAA